Odocoileus virginianus texanus is the source of this 5632-nucleotide messenger RNA. The record is from RefSeq and is a predicted model, not a curated record. Lineage: Eukaryota; Metazoa; Chordata; Mammalia; Artiodactyla; Cervidae.
UACCACCAGGGAAGUCCAGGAAUUUACCACUUUCUAGCAAGUCUCUGAACCUCCUCCACUUUCUCUCUAAGAAAGACAAUCAGAGUAUCUCCUCUGCGUCACUUUGAGAUUAAAGUUCACCGACCUAAUAUGUGUGAAGCGUUUUGCCCUUUGUAAACUCAUGACACACCCGGGACGCUUCUGUCCCUGGCUCUCUGUCCUCUUUACAACUCUCCCCCACCCUGACAAUGGCAAGCCCCAUCUGGACUGGCUCCAGCUCUGCAGGGGUGCAUUCAGGGGUUGUAUGCCAGGCUGGUCCUGCCCCAGGGCACCUUUCACACCUAUAUCUCCUGGGGUGGGGACUGCUUCCAGGCCUGGACCCUCCGGUGCUGGAGUGCAUGGAAAAGGAUCAUGUGGAGCCGAAUCAUGUGUUGAUUGUCCAGCAGGUGCUUGAAGAACUCCGUCAGUACCAUGGGGCCCGGCAGAGGGCUCGCUUGUCGGUCUGCCCUGGAGGAGCAGCUUCCAACCUCACCUGGUUUGAGUUCCUGUCUGAGAGCGAGGACAGCAUGGGGAAGACGGAGAGAAGUGACAGGGGCACCCGGGUGAAACGCAGCCUGAGCUCCCUGCGCAAUCGAGUCACCAGGCAGAAGGAGAAGGGGAAGACCCCAGUGCAUCAGAAGGACAAAGGUCAGGAUGCGCGCGAGAGGAAAGAAUGUAUCAACGGGCACCAGCUGGCUCGAGGAACCUUCUCUGGCCACUCCAGCUGCCCUCUGUGUGGCAAACCUUUUCUGAGUUCUGCAUCCCUGAAGGAGCACCCGAGGGCCACCCUCCUGUCCGAUGGCAGCCCGCGCCCGACCAGGAAUGUCGGCAUGACGGUCUCGCAGAAGGGGGGUCCACAGCCAGCACCCAGCCCAGCGGGAACCGGGACAAGACUUGGACCACUAACAGGAGAAAUGGAUGAAACUGACACAUUGUUUCCGAAGCUCAAGCAGGUGGCCGAGGACUCUCUUUUUCUUACAUUUUCCAGCACUGAGCCCAUCUUCACAGACGACCCCUACACUGCCUCGCUGAAGGGUGAGAUCGAAGCAGACGCCCGUGAGUUCGAGGCUGAGUCCUGGAGCCGCUCUGUGGACCCCGAGUAUGUGAAGAAACAGAAGAGGGAGGUGGUGAAAAGGCAGGAUGUGCUCUACGAGCUGAUGCAGACAGAGGCCCACCACGUGCGGACGCUCAAGAUCAUGCUCAAGGUCUACUCGCGGGCCCUGCGGGAGGAGCUGCAGUUCAGCCCCAAGGCCGUCAGCCGCCUGUUCCCAGGCGCGGACGACCUGCUGGAGGUGCACGGCCACUUCCUGUGUCGGCUGAAGGAGCGCCGCCUGGAGUCGCUGGAGGAGGGCAGUGCCUGCAACUACGUCAUCCAGAAGAUCGGGGACCUCCUGGUUCAGCAGUUUUCAGGUGAAAACGGGGAGAGGAUGAAAGAAAAAUACAGCGUCUUUUGUAGCAGUCACAACGACGCUGUCAGUCACUACAAGUUGCUGCUGCAGCAAAACAAGAAAUUUCAAAACUUGAUCAAGAGAAUCGGCAACUUCUCCAUCGUGAGGCGGCUCGCUGUGCAUGAGUGUAUCCUCCUGGUCACCCAGCGCAUCACCAAGUACCCCGUGCUGGUGGAGCGAAUUAUCCAGAAUACAGAAGCUGGCUCCGAGGACCACAGAGACCUGACCCAGGCCCUGAACCUCAUCAAAGACAUCAUCUCACAAGUGGACGCCAGGGUCAGCGAGUACGAGAAGGGCCAGCGCCUCAGGGAAAUCGCGGGAAAGAUGGACCUCAAGUCCUCCAGCAAGCUCAAAAAUGGGCUGACCUUCCGCAAGGAGGACAUGCUACAGAGGCAGCUCCACCUGGAGGGCACCCUGUGCUGGAAGACCACCUCUGGGCGCCUGAAAGACGUCCUCGCGGUCCUGUUGACAGACGUGCUUCUGCUGCUCCAGGAAAAGGAUCAGAAGUACGUCUUUGCAUCCGUGGUACGUGUCCUGUCCCUUCACUGCUUGAAACCUGCCUGCAUGGAGGCGGCCGAGGGGCGGGAGCAACCAGGGGGCCACCUCAUCCUGCUUGGGUCAGGGCCACCCCCUCAGCCCUCCCUGCAACUUAAUCACCCCUUGAAGCACACGGGCCUUCCUGCCGCCCUGGCCGCUCCCUCGGCCGUGCUGCUGCUCACUCACUGCCCAGACGAGGAGGAAGGCCCCUUCAGCGAGGCCGAAGAGGAGAAGGCCCGUGCUGUGAGGCUGAGGGACUUUCAAGAACGACUGAACAGGAAAGACCAGCAGAUCGCCCAGAGCCUGAGUGAGAAGCAGCAGAUCUACCUGGAGAUGGCCGAGAUGAGCGGGCUCGAGGACCUCGCCUUGUCUCGGCUCCUCUUCCGGGGAGGAGACCCCCCCGAGAACCUGCAGGGCGAGCUGAUUCUCAAGUCAGCCAUGAGUGAGAUUGAGGACAUCCAGAGUUUCAUCUGCAGGCGGCUGGGCAACGCCUACGGCCAGGCAGAAGACAGGGGCAGUGCGGGCAGCCCAGGCAAGGACGGCAGUCUUCAGAAGAACAUGUGCAGCAGUGACCUCAGCCCCCGAGACUGGCAGGCCCUGGUGAGCAGCCUGGACUCGAAGCCUGGAGACACCCAAGGGGCCCCUGAGGAAGCCUCGAAGGCAGAGUCACCAGGUACAGAGCCCGGCCCCGCGCCACCUGCGGUCCUGGAGUUGGAGCUCGUCCAGCGGAUCCAGACGCUGUCCCAGCUGCUCCUCAGCCUCCAGGUGGUCAUCACCCAGCAGGACAGCUACGUGGAGAUUCAGAAAGCAGCCAUCCAGGAGCGUGAGAAGCAGUUCCGGCUGCAGUCGACGCGCGGGAACCUGCUGCUGGAGCAGGAGCGGCAGCGCAACUUCGAGAAACAGCGGGAGGAGCUGGCGGGCGUGCAGAAGCUGCAGGGCCAGCUGCGGCUGGAGCAGCAGCGCUGGGAGCGCGAGCGGGAGCAGCAGCGCCGGGAGCUGGACCAGGCGUCCACGCGGCUGCAGCAGCGUGAGAGUGAGUUGCUGCAGCUGCAGGAGCGGCUGAACCAGGAGCGCGAGGAGCUGGAGCGCCAGCGCCAGGCCUACCAGCACGACCUGGAGCGGCUGCGCGAGGCCCAGCGGGCCGUGGAGCGCGAGCGCGAGCGCCUGGAGGUGCUGCGCCGGCUCAAGAAGCAGAACACAGCGCCCGGGGCGCUGCCGCCGGAGACACUGGUGGAGACCCAGCCUCUAAGCCACGCUCCCAGCUUCAAUGGGAACGGGCUGGAAGGAUCCAUGGCCCUGACCAAAGCACCGGGGCCCCGACCCAACUCGGUGGUGUCCAGUGCGGGGUCUGAGUACGCCGAGCGCCCCGAGGUGGCCCGCAGGGACAGCGCCCCGGCCGAGAGUCGCCCGGCCAAGAGCGACGUGCCCAUCCAGCUGCUGAGCGCCACCAACCAGAUCCAGAGGCAGGCAGCUGUGCAACAGCAGAUCCCCACCAAGUUGGCGGCCUCCACCAAAGGCGGGAAGGACAAGGGAGGCAGGAGCCGGGGCUCCCAGCGCCGGGACAGCUCAGCCUCGUUUGACCUGAGGCAGCCGCUGCUUCUCAACAAGCUCAUGGGCAAAGAAGAGAACACCUCUCGGAACCGCCGCUCACUGAGUCCCGUCCUGCCCAGCUCCACGCCCCCCCAAGACCCCAGCCUCCCAGCCCCGACCCCAGGCCCAGCCGACGUCCCCACUGACAACCUCCCCCUCAAGGCCCGAGGGUCAUCCUUCCAACCCGGGGCUCCAUCCUCCACACCACUCGACAAGGAAGAAACCGGCAAGGAAGACGUCAUCUUCUUCUAGGGGGCAUGGCUCGGGGUGCACUGCCCACUCUUCAUGCUCUGUGGCCCCACCCCACCCCCAGGCCCACCCUUUCACCUUCCCAAGCAGGCCUCCUCUGACAUCUGCCAGGAUGGGGCAGGUAGGGCUGGCCUGCUGUCUUGAGGCUGCUCACUCUGAAGGAUUAGCAGUGGUGCCUGGGCAACUUUGUAAACCUUUUUUUUAACAUGAAAAGGAAAGUUUGUAAUGGAAGGUUGAAGCAAAGCUAACCCACGGAGCUGCCAUCUGCCUCAUAGCGCCCCAUUCCAGCAGAGGAGAGUCCCACUCCGCGCUGUCUUUCCAAGGUAGUGACCAGGGCCACCAGGAGAUCCUGGAGCGAGCCACAGUGACACCAGCAGGGGCCCGGUGGGGUUGGCUCUGUCCACAGAAUCAGGCCGAAUUGACUUCUAAAGCAGAGACCUCAGUGGGUUCAUGGUGAACUUCUAGGCCAGGAUGUGAGCCCACCCAGGGGUGGCCCACGGUUCACCCAGGACAGAGGGCCACAGGGCAGGCAGGGUGGCGGAAGGGGUUGGCCGAUGGCAUGCCCGGUAUGUCCUGUAGGUUCGGAAGCUCGUCCUCAAAGGGGCUGACCGGGAGGGGACAGACCACAGCUCAUUUUAAUCUGGUGGAGGUUUUUAAAACCCACUCUUGUCGAAGUUGGUGCUUUCCCAAAGCGCCUCUCAGACUCAACGCCUGGCAAGCCAAGCCCAGGGCUUCCACCAGGGCUGGCGCAUGCCUGAGGGUCCCGGCCCCGGGUAGAGAGUCCUUCCCCAUGAGGUGGCCCCCAGCUGGCAUCCCCAAUGGAUGGGCAGAUACUGGGGUGACACAGAGCAGUGGGAGCAGAGCUCGGAAGGGACCAGUGUGGCCUGGGCGAUUACUGCUGCCAGCGAGUGCACAGACCGCCGCUUCAGGCACCUCACAUUGCGUGAGCGUCGCAGGUUGUCAUCAGCUCCCCCAGAGGAGGGCAAGGACCACCAGUGUAGCCUCUUGGUGCAGCCGCAGGUGUUGGGUGGUGCCACGCAUCCACACCACAGCAGUCCUGGAGUGACAGUGGGUCACACCCACAUUCCAGCUCUGGCCAGGUGCAGGCUCGGGGCCAGGGAGCAUUCCAGCCUUCUCCUGCACGCCAGACUCCCCUGCAGAAGCCAGUAUCCCGCCAAGUACUGGUGGGAAGACAGGGUCUGGGGCGGAGCAGGAGCCUGGGCACCACGGCCCGCGGUGACAAGGUACUGACACAGCCCUGGAGCUCUCCAGAGGAGCAGCAGCCCCCGUCCCCCGGGACAUGUCCAAUCACCCAUCCCACAUCUGUAAUCACUGUGUUUGGUCCUGAGACACAUCGGAGCACUUUAGAAAAGCUGACUUUACAUUCCUGUCCUGUCCUGAAGAGGACAUUCCUGGGCCACGUGCCCCCACGCACGGGAUCCUCUCUCACCCACCCAGGGGAUUCCUGCAAGGAUAAGUUCAAGGCCACGUGGUGGGAAUCGGCCAAGGAGGCUUCCAGGUGGUGCCUGAAGCAGGGCAGCACCAUGGGCCCAUCCCACCAGGACCCUGAGGUCACUCCCGGGUACAGCCCAGUCUCGUUUGUAAAGUUAGGAGUUGAGCAAACAUUCCUACUUUCGUGGGGUCUGUGCACAUCUUCGUUAAUUGUGACCAUGACCUUAGUCAACCUGACGAUCAUUUUUUACAAAGAAAGCAGCAUUUCCUCACUGGGGGUUGUCUGAACCACUCUAGAACUUAAGACCUGACUCUAGCAAUAAACGUGUCUAAAGGGA